CGCCUCAGCGGAAAGGUCGUGGGAGUGUUUACGGUGAGGCGCGAGCUGUGCGAAGUGUUUUAAAACGGCGGUCGUUUGUCAGCGAUCAUGCUUUUUUCACACGCAGCAGCCCAGCGACUGUGUCGGGGACUCAGCAGAGAAUGUCUGUGCCGAGUGGCAACGAGCAAAACUGGCAAAACUGGCCGCGCCGCGCGCCUCUUGCGGGACGAGCCGAGAGCUCCUCUGAGUCUGGCCGCGCGCUCUGGCUCGCGCCGCUCCUCCUCCUCCUCCUCCAGCGCGCAGCUGACGAAGGAGCCCCUGAAGCAGUGGACGCUCGUGGUGAACCCGUUCGGCUCCGUCAGAGUUCACCUGCGCUGCAGCAUAUCGGUGAGCCCCCUGGAUCCGCACUCGUUCCCCGAGGCGAACCGCGCCUUCAUCACGGUGCGGGGGACGCGCGCGGACCAGGGGCUCAGGCUGGACAACGUGCGCGUGCGGUACGACGAGCGCGACAAAGAGCUUCUCAUCGUGUCCGAGAACGUCAACAGCAGCGUGUCCGUGGACUUGAGCGCCCCGAUCAAAAGCGACCUCCAUAUUACAACGUCAGGGGACGGGAACGUGAGCAUCCGGAAUAUGGAAUGUGACACCUGUCAGGUCGUGACGGAGAACGGAAACUGCGUCCUGCACUCCAUCAAGAGCCGCGGCGUGGUCGUGCAGUCGGCCGGAGGGAGCAUCAAAGGCACGGGCACCGUUCAUGGGAACGUGGACAUCGGCACAUCUGGAAACGGUGCGGUUGACAUCAAGAAGGUUCAAGGAACGAGAAUGAACGUCUCUACCGAACACGGAUCACUGAACGUUAAGGCGAUCUACGCAGAGUCGACCUGCGUGUCGUCUUCCUCUGGGAAUGUAAAACUGGGAAGCGUUCAUGGCGAUUCGACUGUUCAAAGCGAGAAGGGGAACGUAGUCAUAGACGGGUCCGACGGCUACGUGAGGGUUUCCUCCCGGGAGGGAGACAUCGAUGCCUACGUGGGCCAACGUGGCAGCGCAGAGCUGCGCGCUCAGCAUGGCUCCGUCUCAGUCCGGGUCCCAGCCUCCCUGAGUGCUGCUGUGCUGUUGCACGGAGUCUCAGUGGACAUAAGUCCUGAGGUGGACCUGCAGGAGGUCAAGUGCCGCUCCACUGACACCCACACGACCAUCACUGCUCAUCUGAAUGGAAAGGCUGACGGCGGGCGGCGGAUCGAAGCCUGGGCUGAGAAGGGAGUCGUCAGGUUGAAGACCCAAAGCUGGUUUGAAUCCUUGAAGAUCGAGAGCUACGACAAUACUGGCCAGCAGAUGGGUUAACCCCCGGAGGUCGGGGGAGGGGGGUGGUUGCUGGUUGCUGACGGUUACGCAGUAAUCGCAGCCCAGAGCUACCAAAAGACAGCUCGGGUACUGCGGGCUGCUUUGGGCGUUCGCUGCGUUGUAGGCCCACGCGUGGGACACGGAAGUGAAGAAACGCGGAAACGUUGGGUUCCGCGUUUUCACCUCACGGUGACCGGUGUCUACGGUGACGGUACUGAUCUGGUUUUAACGUUGCGGUGACCAUGCGGUAUAUUUUUAAUUUCGGUACAGAACCUCAGGAAGCCCGACGGCAUGGCAGAUGCCGGCCUUAAGACGGUUUUAUUACGCGUUUGCAGGCAUCGGACCAAGAAAACCUCAUAUUAAAGCAUUUGACUUUGUGGUGGAAAAAACUCUUGUAAAAAAUAAACUUUGCUUCUCAUGCUAACUGGAGAAUAGUAAAUUUGACUUCCAAAGGCUUUACAUCUCCCUGUAGCUCCUCUACUGAAACAAAGGUAAUUAAGUGAGAAGCACACGGUAAAAGAUGAAACAACAUAAAAUAAACUGCUCUGUAGAAAUAAUUCCAAAGUAACGUUUAGUGCUUUAGUGUUCAGGAUUAAUUAAGAUGUUGACAUAAAGAUUUUACUGCUAUAUUAAAAAAAAAUCUUAUAAAGAAUUUUAUGCACUCGGCCCUCGUAUAACGUGGUCCCGUACAAAGGCUUAUGGUGGUUGCUUGGCUUAUGAUGGUGUUCUGUCAGGACAGCGUAAAGGAUCUAUAAAUAAUUGCCAUACAUGAAUGGACUGGCGGGGCGCAGUGGUGCAGUGGGUUGGACCGGGUCCUGCUUUUCGGUGGGUCUGGGGUUCGAG
Molecule: messenger RNA, 2160 nt
Organism: Scleropages formosus (Asian bonytongue)
Lineage: Eukaryota; Metazoa; Chordata; Actinopteri; Osteoglossiformes; Osteoglossidae
Gene: fam185a
Product: family with sequence similarity 185 member A
Exons: 8
Coding region: 88-1317 (409 amino acids)
Source: RefSeq, a predicted model, not a curated record